CGGUCGAGCGGCGGUCACACUGGAUCCGCAUUAGUUUUUUUUUCGGGUCCAAAAUCUGUCCAAAUCCGCAAUUUGCAUGCAUAUUCCCGUAUCUAAAGACUUUAUAAUUAGAUAGAUCGAGUGAGAAAUAAGCCGUAAAAAGGAAAAGUUCGCAAUUCUCCGAGGAGCAAAGGCCCCAAAACGAGAGCGUGCUGUCCACUUUUGAUGCCUGAAAAGUAUUAUGGAAAGAGGAUGCCCAGCUGCUAGCAGUGAAUUCGUGGCCAGUGCAGGGGAGCGUACUCAGUCAGCAGUCACAAGCUCCACCUCCACGUGGGUCAAGAGUCAGGCCUCGACCAGCCGGAAAGCAGGAUCAACAGUAGCGGAGUCACCAGAAGCGGGAUCACCAGGAGCCGGCGGAGAAGCCUUUGUAUCUAUGUCAACGCUGCGGGAGGAUGUGGAGGACGUGUGUGUGUCGUCAAACUCACAGCAUGGCUUUGCCGUAGUUUUGGACGACGAGUCCAGCACCUUUGAGAUUAGCUCUUCCAACUCACUGCCCACCAGUGCGGGGGCGGCGUCCACCAUGGGCGUGGUGGCUGCCGAAGACAGCUCCUCCACGGACACCUUGAACGGUGGUCAUCCAUUGGGCCAUCCUGCCUCCUCGGAACACAGUCGUCAGGGUUUCUUUAACGAGGAUAAUGAGGAUCCUCCGGUCGUCUGCCUGAUAAACGACGAUGACGACGAGGACGACCCCGAGCCGGAGGACGAGGAUGAAGAGGAGUUGAUCGAGGACGAUGACGAGGACGUGGUAAAUAUUGGAGUAGCCGCCAUUGACUGCCUCAACACAUCACAAUUAGCUUUGGCCGACGGCACCAUCAUGGCGGCCGAUGGAUCCAAGAUCUUCCUGGAGACGCCCGUCGUGGAGGAGGCCCAGCCGCAUCCCGGCCAGGUGAUCAUAACCGGAUCCCAGUCGGAGCUCACAGGCAAGCCUAAAAGAUUAAGCGAUGAGUUUUUGCUGGGCGAUGAGGAACAGGCGGAGAACCUGGCUUUGGUAAGAGGUAUCAAGUCUGAGCCUGGCACCGCCGUGGACGACCAUCCAUUUGAGGGCGACGAUGCGGCCACUUGUUCCUCCCUGCACGACCGCCUCAUGUCCGUGCGCCUGAAGCAGAUGAGCCUCACGGCCAAUGCGGCCGUUUCGAAUCCCUCGCCGGCGGCUUCUGCCAACGCCGCCGCCCCCGAGGAGGCCUCCACAUCCAACUCCAGCUCAAACUCCAGCUCCUCCUUGACCAAGGCAGACAUCGAGUCCAUGGAUCUGAUCGAGCGGCGCGACUUCGAGACGGAGCAGCGGCUGACGGGCGACAUCAUCCUGCGCACCAGCUCCAUGAUGAGCCAGAACAAACUGAAUCUAAGUCUGAUCAAGUCCAUGGCCGGAGGCAGCAGGGUGUCCAAUGGAUCGGGCACGGCCAACAGCGACGAUUGGCCCAGUAGCAGCAGCAAUGGCCGCACCGUCUCCUCGGACAGCAAGUACACCUACAAGGAUCUGUCGACGACUCCCACGAGCAGUCGCAAGUACACCAACAGCCGGCUAAGCAAGUCCACUGCCAAACUGAAUCUGGGCUCCACGCUGGGCGCCUCCAGCUGCAGCCAGCACAGGAGCAGCUCCAGUUCCACAUCCAAAUCCACAGAGUCGUCGACCAGCUGCACCGGAGCAGCCCGCACGGAUGUGUACACCAACACCAACUCGAAUGAUUACCCAGGACUGGCUCCGACCACCUCCGGAUCCGGAUCGUCCACAUCCAGCGGUAGCUGCCAGCAGGAGCCGGAUGAGAACGUGACAGCAUCCGUAUCUUACAGCUCGGUGGGAUCGCAGACCUCUCAGGAAGGUGGUUGCAGUCGCACCACCGCCCUUAAUCCCACGGCGGCCUGUUCCGCCGGAGCCGCUUGCUUGGGUGACUCUCAGGCCUCGACAUCGGCUUCCACCUCCACCUCCUCCGCCAGCGUCGGCGCUGGAGCGUCCAACUCCAAUCGUUGUCAGUAUGCCACUGCAUCGACGGCGAAGACAACGCGCCAGGUGAACGCCAGCGCCCAGACUCAAGAGCGUUUCCUGGCCCGCAGCAAUCCUCCAGCUGCCAGCGGAGCGGGAGCAGCUCAGCCGGCGGCAUCAGUGCGGCAGCGUCGCAACGGUUCCAGCGAUGUGGCCCACCUCGAGGUGGUGGUGGAGGAGGGAGCUGCCGGCGGAGACGGCGGCGGCCUUGUCGAGCCCGGCGACUUUAGCGCCGAGGAGCCGUGGGCCAAUUGCGAUGAGGAGAACAAUUGCUCCGAUCUGGAGGAGAUUUGCACGUGCCAGAAUGGCAACGCCAGCAGCUACGGCGGCAGCAAUGCCAGUCUUAGCGAAACCUUCGACCUGGACGUCAUGGACCCCAUGGAUGAGCCCAUCUCCCUGUCACUUUCCACUGCCGCAUCCGCCACCGGCUUUGCCGACUGCUCGCUGACCAAUCCCAGCUCGCUCAUUUCGCAGCAGCGCAAGCGGAAGUACAACGAGGGCCGUCUGCUCGAUGGCGGUGACUACUCGCUGACCAUCUCGUCCAGCGGCGGAGUGGGCGGACCGGGCUCGGGCGUGAGCGACAAUUGCCGCAAGCGGAUUGCCUACGACUUUGCCUCCACGCCGCGCUCCUCGCAACACUCGGGCGUUCCCACGGCAGUGCUGUCGCUGACGCCCUCGUCGCACCUGGCCAACGCCUCGCCGGGAUCGGGCUUGGGCCGUCGCACGCCUCGUUCCGUUCCGACCCGUGACAAUCCGCCGCCAGAGCUGCAGCACUGGUUGGCCCAGUUUCAGCGCUGGUCCCACGUUGAGCGAUUGCUGGCCGUGGACCGCCUGAUCGAUCACUGCGAUCCCUCGCAGGUGCGCCACAUGAUGAAGGUGAUUGAGCCGCAGUUCCAGCGUGACUUCAUCUCCCUGCUGCCACGGGAACUGGCCCUCUUUGUGCUAUCCUAUUUGGAGCCCAAGGACUUGCUGAGGGCCGCCCAGACCUGCCGCAGCUGGCGCUUCCUGUGCGACGACAACUUGUUGUGGAAGGAGAAGUGCCGCAAGGCCCAGAUCCUCGCCGAGCCACGAAGCGAUCGUCCGAAGCGAGGACGUGAUGGCAACAUGCCGCCCAUUGCGUCGCCUUGGAAGGCCGCCUACAUGCGCCAGCACAUCAUCGAGAUGAACUGGCGGUCGCGACCGGUGCGCAAGCCCAAGGUUCUCAAGGGCCACGACGAUCAUGUGAUCACAUGCCUGCAGUUCUCCGGCAAUCGCAUCGUGUCCGGCUCCGAUGACAAUACGCUCAAAGUGUGGUCAGCGGUGAAUGGAAAGUGUCUGCGCACCUUGGUGGGUCACACCGGUGGCGUUUGGUCUUCCCAAAUGUCCGGCAACAUCAUCAUCUCGGGCAGCACGGAUCGCACUCUCAAAGUCUGGGACAUGGACAGUGGUGCUUGUGUGCACACGCUUCAGGGGCACACGUCCACUGUGCGGUGCAUGCAUCUUCAUGGCAGCAAGGUGGUCAGUGGCUCGCGAGAUGCAACUUUGCGGGUCUGGGACAUCGAACAGGGCUCCUGUUUGCACGUCCUGGUUGGCCAUUUGGCCGCAGUGCGCUGUGUCCAGUACGAUGGCAAGCUGAUUGUGUCCGGAGCAUAUGAUUACAUGGUCAAGAUCUGGCAUCCGGAGCGGCAGGAGUGCCUACACACGCUGCAGGGGCACACGAACCGCGUCUAUUCGUUGCAGUUUGAUGGCCUACACGUGGUCUCCGGCUCACUGGACACUUCCAUUCGCGUGUGGGACGUGGAGACGGGCAAUUGCAAGCACACCCUGAUGGGUCAUCAAAGUUUGACCUCCGGCAUGGAACUGCGUCAGAACAUUCUCGUCUCGGGCAACGCCGAUUCCACAGUCAAGGUGUGGGACAUCACAACCGGACAAUGUCUGCAAACGCUGUCGGGUCCAAAUAAGCAUCAGUCUGCGGUCACCUGCCUGCAGUUUAAUUCCCGAUUUGUGGUGACCAGUUCCGACGAUGGCACUGUCAAGUUGUGGGACGUUAAGACGGGCGACUUUAUACGUAACCUUGUGGCCCUGGACUCUGGUGGAUCCGGCGGAGUUGUGUGGCGGAUUAGGGCAAACGACACCAAACUCAUUUGUGCCGUUGGCUCACGCAACGGAACGGAGGAAACCAAGCUCAUGGUCCUGGACUUUGACGUGGAGGGGGCAUGUGUCAAGUGCUCAUAGGAGCCGGUGGGGCACUUCAGAUCCGGGCUUCGCUUGCGCGUUUGGAUCCAGGCAGAGAAGGGCCAAGGUCGGGGCAGCUAGUAUACAGCUUCAAGCGAGAUUUCAUUGCAAACUCAUCUAAACACACAAAAACACACACACAGACAGAUACCGCGGAUGUGAAAGUCCGCAACGUAAUGUUGAUUGCCUUGCCAACAAAAUGCAGCUGCUCACAUACACCACACUCACCAUACACACCAUAUACACACACUAAACACUAAACACUGAACACACAAAACAAUUAAGGAGGAAAGUGCAAAAAGGAGAGGAAGGGUAGAAGGGUGGUUGGGGUGUGGCUGUGGCUGUGAGUGUGUAUUGUUAAUAAUACCCUUCUUUAAAUUACGUUGCUUCAUAGCCAAAAUUCGUUUUCCACCGUAGAAUAAUUUCGCUUCUUAGUUUUUAUUACGAUUAUCCAUUUGGCGAGAGUCGAUUGAAUUAAUGAUAACAUUAUGAUUACGUAUUAUAUAAACAGCAGAUUAUAUACAGUUGCAGAUGCAAAUACCUUGUUCCGCGUCGUGUGAAUCCGAGAGAACGUUUAUGAAAACAGAGCUUUAUAUUGAUUAAAUUGUAAUUUGUUUAACUGGAAUUCAGAUAAGAUGGAUUAUGUUAAUAUUGGCCCAGCGCUUGAGUUGAGUUUGCCUUCUAUUAUGUUUACAUUUGUGGUUUCGUUUCGUCCAAUUUGUUUUGUUUAAAUGUACUUGGAGUUACCUACAUUCUAUUGUCCUGUUCUUAUCAAUUGUUUGUCCCUUUAAAUUUGAUUUGACAUUAUUGUCGUAUAGUAGCGAGUAGCAUUAGCUAGAUUGGCUUCCAAUUCCAAAUUCGAAAUUCGAAAUUCCUCAUUUGCCAGGAACCUGCCACAAUUGCCGUACAUAGCGUUUAAGAGUCAUCUGCGAACUCAUCGAGCAGCAGCUACCCCCACAAGAAACAACAAACAAAUAAAAAACAACUGCAACAACAACACUGCAACACAACAACACUCACACACACGUGAAAUCAUUAAGCGAACAUAUAUUUUAAUUAUAGACUGAUUUAUUAGUAAUUGAAAUUAAUCUACAAAUAUGUAUGUGUAAUGGUACCGUAUGUAUUUCAAUAAAAUUUAUCGGUUUAAGCAUAAAUCUGAAUAAACGCAGGAAUAAUAAUAAAAAUAGUUAAAACCAUCCA
Messenger RNA from Drosophila elegans, 5434 nucleotides. RefSeq names its product F-box/WD repeat-containing protein 7 (gene ago). Gene Ontology annotation, molecular function: ubiquitin binding. Gene Ontology annotation, biological process: ubiquitin recycling; proteasome-mediated ubiquitin-dependent protein catabolic process. The transcript is spliced from 7 exons. Lineage: Eukaryota; Metazoa; Arthropoda; Insecta; Diptera; Drosophilidae. The record is from RefSeq and is a predicted model, not a curated record. Gene Ontology annotation, cellular component: cytoplasm; nucleus. Bases 221 to 4234 code for a protein of 1337 amino acids.